Molecule: messenger RNA, 1734 nt
Organism: Metarhizium brunneum ARSEF 3297
Lineage: Eukaryota; Fungi; Ascomycota; Sordariomycetes; Hypocreales; Clavicipitaceae
Biological process (GO): regulation of DNA-templated transcription
Molecular function (GO): DNA-binding transcription factor activity
Source: RefSeq, a predicted model, not a curated record
AUGUCUGUAUUGACAGAGACGUGUUGGAAUUAUCCAGCUGGCUCCGCAACACUGUCCGGAAACGCGGUGGCAUUUACACCCAUCUCUUUCCCAGCCUCGCCAAGUUCGACAUCUCCUCCAGCAGCUUCACCCCCGCCACCAACUUCCUUGUCGACAACCCUUACAGGCGUGCCAUAUCCGCCCAUCAACCGCAUUCGAAAUCGCCGAAAUAGCUCUAGGAUGCCUUCGACCUCGUCAUCGUUACCCAACCCCAAGGAUCUUAGUAUCGAAGAUGAUUGGACCAGAGUCAAGGACCCAAAGGAAAAGAAGAGAAUACAGAAUCGGGUGGCGCAGAGGACAUAUCGUCAUCGAAUGAAGGCAAGACUUGGGGAGCUUCAAGCCAGAUUAGAUAGCCACGAGAGGCAGAGAAUCCAUGCAGUUUCCCACGGUGGGAAUGAGAUGGCACAUGGGGUGACUGGCGUGCCCCUUGGGUAUAACCCCAAUGCUCUCACCACAAAUAGCCAUUCCAACGUCAACAGCCUCGCUAGUCUCAACUCGAUCUUGGCGCCAUCGCAUGGUGGAGAGACGUCCCAAUCGCCCUUGGGCAACGACCAGCACCCACCAGCAAUACCAAUGCUCCAGACCAAUAUAUACGACCAAAUUGCAGAAGAGUCAGAUCCUUCGUUAUUCUCGCACAAUACGCAAUUUCUGAGCAGCCCACCGAACUCUCACACAUCUCCUCAGAAUCAGAACGGAUUGCCUUCUCCCCCUGGGAGACCAGAUCUUGAGAAGCCAAACAAGGUAUCUCAGGAUUUUGUCCUUGACUGUCUCCAUUUUCAGACGCGGCUCUUGAACAGACUCAAUACCCUUGAACAGGACUCUGGCUGUUCGAGUCAAGGCACUUACAGUCAGACUGAUGGACUUUCACAUUAUGGUAUGAGCCAAGAUCAAAUUGCCUGCAUGAGGACUUUUACCCCAACUCAGACAGAAAGCGUGGAAUUUGCGUUCGAGAGUGCAAACGAUGGUUGGAAAGCUGAUGGCUUUCCCCACAAGCUUCGCCAACCUUCUUCAACCGGAUCUAUAAGCUAUUCUCCAAUGUUGGAGGCACCAGCGCCAGGAGUUGAAACCGAAAUAGGUCAAAAUACUCACCAUGGUACCGGCACCCCCCAAGCACCAACCGGAAGCGGUCCGAUUCCAGCGCGGAAUGCAGCCACGGAUGAACGCGUGGAAAGCAUAAUACGGCAUUUGCAGUCAAUUGGCUUCGAGAGCUUCGACGACCUGGCUGCGGCUUAUUAUAGCAGGACAUUCAGUGAUCUGUCACCAAUGACGGCUGGACAACACAUCAGCAGAGACAGGCGGCUAGCGAAAGUCAUCCUUAAUGUUUUGCAGGCAGCUGACAACUGGACACACUGGGAGCGCCGUGGCUUCCACGAGGAGAUUCUGAGAGUUGCCGAGUCGGUGGUGACUCCAGAGAUCUCAGCCACGGGCGAUUCCCUCGUGUCUCAAAUCAGGUCUCUUAUAGAGACGCUGGAUUUCCAAGAUUUGAGCAAAGCAGAGUCUUUGGAGUCUAUGAGGGACUUGAUCCAGCACGAGAUGCCAAACAGCUGGUCCUUGAACAUGACCCUUGCCAGCGGGAAGGGGUCUAUGCGGCACAACAAUCCGUCGAACAUUGCGCUAGCAACCACACUGCUCCAGAAGUUUGCUGGGAGACUACCAAAGCACGAAUUAAUGCAGUUUGUUGAAGCUUGCCUGUGA